ACUACAAGCUGAAUUAAAUCCACAGCAUCCAGUCAACCCUCUUUCAAGUGAUAUUAGAACUCGUUGGAGUUCAACUUACAAUCUUUUAAAAAACCUUCUUCUUUUUCAUAAUGCUAUUAUACAGUUAGCUGAUAAUUUAAGGCAAAGUGUUAAUCGACAAGAAAGGCAAGAUAGUUUAAAAAUUUUAGAAGCUCUCUUAUCAACUGAAGAAUGGAAUUCAUUAGACGAAUUAGCAAUACUUUUACAUCCUUUUGUACAAGCAACAGGAUAUAUCGAAGAAAAUCAAUAUCCUACUUUAGGAAUGAUGAUACCUACCCUUAUUAAGCUUUCACGCCAUUUACGAGAUUUUUAUCCAACAAUAACAUCGAUAAUAGUAAAAGCUUGUUGCCGUAAAAUUAAUGAAUCAAUGCUAUCAAGAUGGUUUGAACCGUCACUUAAUAGUCUUAUAGCUUCUUUUUAA
Molecule: messenger RNA, 460 nt
Organism: Dentiscutata heterogama
Lineage: Eukaryota; Fungi; Glomeromycota; Glomeromycetes; Diversisporales; Gigasporaceae
Source: the annotation of a GenBank genome assembly